AUCUUAAAUUUUCAAUUGGGUACCGCAAUUAAUUGCCCAAUCAAUCAAUUGAGCAUUGAAAGCAUACGCUAGCGUAUCGACACAAUCGAAAAUAUGGAACAAAGUGCAAGCAGAGAAAAAAUUAAACUGAAACCUUGAAGGAGUUGCAUCCGUAAGAAAAGUAAAAUAAGCAUAAAAUACUCGUAGCGAGUAACAAAAGGCAAAUCAAAGAAAGGCCAUAUUACCAAAAGAAAAAGUAUAGCCGAAAAAUUGUCCAUGCAUUGAAGUGAAAAUUGUGUAAAUUAAAGUGGUCGUAAUUGGUGAAGUAGCAAAAGAAACAACGCACACAAUCGAGUUCUGUAAUAGCAGUCGUGUGCAAACAACAUUACAUAUAUAUCACGCUGCGGCGCCUACAAACAACGUCAGCAGCGGCAGAUUGUCAAGUUGCGCUUGUCGGUCGUUUCAAAAACCACAUACGCUUCCUGUUUGUACAUUUGAGAAACCCACAACCAAUAUAUAUUUAACGACUGAGCGUUUAACGCGUAUAAUUUUGACCGUGAAACUUCAAGGGAAUCGCAAACGUUGUCUUCGUUGCUUUUAGAGACGUCGUCUUCAAAACACCCAUCAUCGUGGUUGUGGUCGUUUGCAACGCCAAAUCACAACCCGUACCGCCCCCUACACACGAACAGCUCAUCCAUUGCACACCUGUGACAUACGUACACAUAUACAGCGCAUUAACUCGCGCCAUUCAUACUUACUGGCUGCCAAUAUACACAUACGCAUGUACAUGUGCAUUUCAUUUGGCAGCGAGCUUACAGACGACAUCUUUGCCACUGGACUUUGGCAGGCCGUAUAGGAGAUGCCUGUUAGUUUGCCAUGGGUUCACAAACCUUGGAGAUAUUGCGCCAGGGCGUGUGGGCCUCACUGACCGGUGGCUGGUUCUAUGAUCCCCAUCAGGGUGUCUUCUGUAAUGUGGUACACCUGUACCUUUGGUUGUACUUGCUGUGCUCACCGUUUGUCGCCUAUCUGUAUUUUCCAAGUACUUGGCUAACAUGGUGUAUUUACUGCACGCUCACAAGCUUCACCAUAUUGCUGGUGAAACUAGCCAAUAUGGCGCUCCAUCGCCUCUACGAUCGGGCGCAAACCAUGUCGGAGGCGAAUCUCAAAAAUCCAUUCUUCAAAAUCACCAAGGAAACGGAACCACGUGAAAAUGAGACGGGCAUCGAAAUGAAGGUGAUGCGCAACGAUGGCUCACAUAAUUCCGUGGAACAGGCCAUAAACGAAGCAAGCGAGGAGAACAGCAUGAUGUCCAUGGAGAAUGUAAAUAGCAUAAUUGACCUCAAGGUAGACGUACAUCGCAAGAACAGUUCGGAAUCCAUUGAAAUGCUCUUCUAUCCCCCCUCGUUGGUAUCUGGGAAUAGCCAGCAGGAUCAACAGUCACUUGCUGGCUCCGUUAGCGUCACAAAAUCCAUACGUUCCACCAAUGCGCCCGUCACUGGCGCACUCAGCGUCUACCCGGAGCAUGAAAGUGAACAUUUGAGCAACGCCGACGCAACCGCGCACCACAGCACAUUAAAGCCCGGCGCCAUCAGCAGCACCGCUACCAACAGCGCCACCACACGCCACAUGCCACACUUAUUACGCAAAUCAUCGGAAGAAUUCAAGCGUCGUCAUCAACGGCGGCGACUUGAACGUCAAGGCAGCCUGGAUGCCGCCGCCGAGUCGUGCUUGGCCAACAAACUGAUACGCAAUCAAUCGGAUACAAUUGCGACCAGCGUCGCUGCGCGUUGCAAUGACAAUUUUUUGCAUCCGCAAGACGUGAACGUCGCUGUAGCUACCAAAUCUGCCUCAGCAUCGAAAAUGGCACACAAUGCGCUGGGCACAAUUGCGUUAGACGCUGCCACACAACGAACUGCCACAACGACUAGCGCCACGACCACUCUGACGCUCCCAAGUGCUAACGCAACGUCAACGGCAACAACGAAUAUGUCAAGUUCCUCAGGCGCAAGCGGCGCUGCAGCUGGCGGUGUUGCACUGAAUGCGAACCCAACGCUGUCGUCGGCCAAGAAUACGCGUCUGCAACGGCAUCGCAGCUCCGAAACGCAUGAUGAGCGCAUGAAACAACAAAAUCGCAGCCUCUUCCUGCCCAUUCAUCACGAGCACCAGGCGCACCAUGUGUCCAGCGGCGCCAGCAGCAGUAGCGCGCUGGCGGCGAUAGUCGGUGACAUCAUGGAUGGCGAUGACAUGGAGUUGGACGGGCUGGGCGGCAGCGCAAGCGGCAUGUCAGGGCAUGCAGACACGCGUGCGCGCGUUCUGCAGCCGUGGAUACUGGGCUCUUCCUCCGAUGUCUAUAUCGACGAUGACAGCUACACGAAAUCGGAUUUUGGUAUCGAACAAUUAGAUGGCCGCAAAUCGAAUCGUCCCGGGUUCCUAUUGCAGCAGCAGCAGCCAUUCAACUCGCAUUACGCGCAGUACCAGCAGCAGUUCUACCGCACGCCUCACCACCACCAUCAUCGUCACGGCGUUGUCAACAUACGCAAAGACUCCAGCAGCACCAGGUCCGCGCUGCAACUGCCCGUUGGGAAUGCGAAACCGAAUGCGGGUUGCGGCGCGGGGAGCGGCAGCGGAAUGAAGAGACGCCGGCAUUCCAAUGCCACCGCUUUGUAUAAAGGCGGCGCUGGUGGUGUGGGCGCGCCGAAUCAUGUGCACUCCAACGCUUUGGCCGCCGCUGCUGCGCUGGCAUCCGGCCAGCAACCGACUGUGCGCCGCAUAAAGAGUGCCGCGCUAGAGAUCUCCUGCCCGCGUCCCUCAGUCUCGAACCUCAGCCCACAUCCCAACAGCGUGGAGGCGAUCAACGGUCAGCAAAUGAUAAAGAAUCCGCAAUCCGCCUUGCUGCCGCCACCCAGCAAGUGUCUGGUGCGCAAUCAACAUUUAAAUCUGUGUCCGAAGUUCGGCGGCAGCUUUGGUGGUGCGAGCAGCAGUAGUGGCGGCAGUAGCAGUCUGAACUUCGGCACAAGCGGCUCGACCACGGCGCUCAUUGAGCCCGUUUCGCCCAUUGUAGAGCAAUCGGAUGAGCGCGCCUCAUCGUUGGAUGUGGCAACGCAGCGCAGCGACUGCACGUUGGAACUGAACGACGGUGAUGGCGUUGACUGCGGCGAUGAGGAUGAGGACGAAGAUGUGGAAGACAUCGAGGAAGGCAAUGAGGAAAAUGACAUUGAGCUGGACGAUCUGGAUGACGACGAGGAUGAUAAUGUCGACGACGAGGUGGAUGAUGUGCCGAUGCGCCGCAGACGCAAGGCGUUGGGCUGCCUACACCACAGCGCCGAAUCGGAUGUGGGUGAUAUACUGGGCGAUGAAGUGGACAACGACGAAGACGACGAGUUCAAAGACUUUGAUGACGAUUUAGAGCAUGGACUGAGCAACGCUGAACUGAAAUCCGUCGUGUGUGAGGUGCCGCAAGUCAGCCAACCAAAGACGGAUUUCACAGAUGAUUUUGACCACAUACUCAAUGGACUAGAGCAGAUACAGCAGGAUUUGAAGCGUUCGGCGGCGGAGAACAAUCGCAAAGCUCAUGUUUAUGCGGCUGACAGUGAGGACGAAGUGGAUGAGCACUCGACAAAGCAGCGACAAUCACUUUGCUCGACAUCGGCUCAUACCAAAGUUUUACCUGCGCUGGACGACGAACAACCGUCGACUUCGCAGACCUUACGACAGCGUUUACAUUCCACCGAUUCGGAGACGGACAACAACGGCUCACGCUCGCCUCUGCUUAGUGGCAAAUCAUGGCAGCAUAGCAGCAAUAAAAGUCAAGCCGCAGAGCAGGAUAUGUACAUGGAGAUCUCGGCAUUGCAGAAGCACAAAAACCUGGCUGGACAUCACGUCAGCGUAGGCGUUGCUGCACCACAACACGCCUACGAAAUGCGACCGCAGCAUGCUGCUCGCGCUGAUGGUGACUCCGGCUGCCCCUCAAGUGAUUGCGAGCAGGUGAGCGCCAGCUCAAAAGACAUGCUGCUGUCGGGCAUGGAGGCGGCUGUUAGCGUUGCGCCGCCCAAAGCAAAGGCGGAAACGCAGAAAGUGAAUAAAGACGUCGAAGAGGGCUUGGAAUGUGGUAGAAAACCGUCAACCAGCGCGGGCGCAAGUGGCAGCAAGAACCUGGGCGCCAUACCAAAGGUCGUGAAAUACCGAGAAGUAAAUGAGACGGCAAGCGGCAGCGGCGGUGGUGGUUCACAGCUGCAUAAAAGACGCGGUGGCAGUGCCGGUGCAACCAGCACGAAUACAGAGAUGUCGCUGGUGCCAUACAACGCGCAUCAUAGCGUGACGUCGAAAGCUGCCUCGCGCACCUCGUCUUCCACAUCAUCGCGCAGCAUAAGCGCCGACUCGUUCUCCGCAGACAUACACAGAAUGCUUUGGCUGAUGACUGAACACGGGUGUCCAGAGGGCACACAACAGGGUUACGCUACAGCAAGCAGCGCGGCAACUGGCGCAACAAGUAACGUCAUCGGCGCUGGUGCCGGCAGUGGCUCAACUGUGACGGCUAAUAUGUCGAGCGCACAUUUUCAGUUCUACCAGGACGCCAUACAGGCGCUCAACACCUAUCCAGCCACCUCGACUGAUAGCCUCUGGCUGACCGAGCGCAUGUACUACCGCGACAAGACGCGGCGCAACUCUAAACAAAUUUCCGAGCCAGGCAACUCCUCCAUUGGUGAUUACUCGCACGCGCAUGAGCUGCAAUCGGCGCAACUGAGCAGUCAAUCGGGCGCUACAACAGCGCCCAUACGCAAUCUGCAUCCGCCGCUCGGCGUGGUGGUCGCCUCUUCGUCGUUGAACGCACGCACAGUAUACAACGGAGCUGGACUCUCCAUACAGGGACUCAUAAAUGUGCUCAACGACGAGGGUCAACAGCGCGGUUCGCAAGGUCGCUCCGGUAGUGGUAGCAAUGCCACCGGCACUGGCACGAGGUUACUCAAUGGUCGUCCCAUAGAGAGCUACUUUCGUCCAUCCUUCCCGUUGUCUGCUGAAAAGCCAGUGGCACCAAAGAGCUACUACAAGUAUCGCUUCAAGUGUUGUGGCUAUGAGCACGAAUUCAAGAUCUCCAUGGACCGGCUGGAGCUGUUGGCGCUGUUCGAUCGCGACCUGCAUUGGCUGCAUAUAAUGUUGUCAGUGUUGUUGUGCGCGUUGGUCGCCUAUCUCGGCGCCACUAUUCUGCAGCUGGGCUACUACAAAGAUCUGUUCGCGUUCUUAUUCUGCGCCGUAAUAGCGAGCGCGCAGUACUCGUUAGUGAAGAGCGUACAGCCGGAUGCGGCCUCACCCAUACACGGCUUCAACAAGACGGUGGCUUACUCACGCGCCAUUUACUUCUGCAUAUGCAGCGCUAUACUCUUGCUUUGCGAGCGCCUGAAGCGUGAGUACGAACAACAGCCUGUGCCGCCGGCGGUGUUGAGCUUCUUCGGUGUGCGUUAUUCGCCGCUGGUGCUGACCGCGACCGUUCUGCAAGUGAUGUACGUGUUCCUAUUGUGCUUCCCUAUAAUCUUCUCUUUGGGGCUCUUCCCGCAGAUCAACACGUUUCUCAUGUAUCUGCUGGAGCAAAUCGAUAUGCAUGUCUUCGGCGGCAACGCAGCCGGCAGCCUAUUGGGUGCUUUUCUUUGUGUGCUGCGCUCCAUACUCGGCAUCAUGCUGCUGUAUGGCCCACUCUACAGCGCAUUCGCUGAGGCACGCGGCACGCAAUUCAUUGUGUUCUCGCUCUUUUGCGCCAUACUCGUGCCGCUCGGCUACCAUCUAUCGCGCUCGGCCAGUGAUUUCAGCCAUCUGUGGGCGCUCAUCAAGAACUGCAUUGUCAGCACUUACCAUGACGAUGAUGAUGAGGAUGAGCUGAGCGCCGCGACCAUCGACGGCAGCGCAGCGAGUAGUCAGAAACUCACUACGAAUACAACACUGAAAGGGCGCACGAAAAGCAACAGCGCACGCGCACACGAACAAAUUGAAAUGUCUGCGCUGGAUGAGAAACUAACGACGGAGUUGGGCAAACGCGGCGUACUCGAACACAUAAACAUCGAAAUAGAGGGCAAGAGCAGUAAAUCAAAGGCAUCCUCACUGGCGAGCAGCAGUCAAACACUUGCUAAAACGCAGUCAAGCAAUAGGAAGGGUAUGACCACGUCAAACUCCUAUGUGUCGGUGGCGAACGGCAGCGGCGCGCUUGUGCCAAGCGCUGAGAGUGCUCAAGGCGCAGCGGCGGCAGCUGGAGCCAACAGCAACGGCGCACAGUUGUUUGAAACUGAAGCGGUCGAUGCGGCGAGCAGCGUAGUCACAACUCCAACAAAUGCGUCAAAUGAGGCCGCAGGCACCAAGGAACCGACACCGGUGGACGCCGCGCAGCACGCCGUAAGAGCAAAGUCGGCAGAGGUGGAUGUCACUGCUGACGCGCAACAACAAGCGGCCGAGGAGGAAGACAAAAUGUCCAGCUCCUCGACUACCAACCCUGGUGACAUGUCCACGCUGACCGCAGGUGGCGUCUGCGCCGAUGUGGAGCCGGCCGCCUUGCCGACGAACGCCGGCAGCGCGAACCUGGACAACGACAACGACUCGCCCGAUCCGCUCCCCAAGAAGCUGCAGGCCACCGUCAAUAUGCGGCUGAAGAAUGAUCUUGUGGUGACCACACUGCUGGCAGUGGUUGUCUUCGGCCUGCACUGCAGCACCGUCUUCACCGUGUUGCAGCCGGAUCUGAACAUCGUGCUGUACGCCUUCACCGGCGGUCUGGGGCUGCUGCUGCAUUACAUCAUACCGCAGAUGCGCAAGCACAUGCCUUGGCUCUGCUUCGCGCGUCCGCUGCUGCGCCAGAAGGAGUACGGACAGUUCGAGGUGUCGCACGCGCCGAAGGUGAUGUGGUUCGAGAAGGUCUACAUCUACCUGUGCAUGCUGGAGCGGAAUGUGAUGUUUCCGCUACUGGUCAUCUCAGCGGUCACUGCGGAUGCGCAGAUAAUUGCCAACAAAUUCGGCAUCGCCUGGGGCACGCUAAUUGUGGCGGUGUGCGCGCUGAAAUUGAUUCGCAACGCGUACUCGGACCCGACAAAUCAGUAUCUAAUUGUGAUGUUCACCGUUUUGUGCUUUCGCUACGACUUCGCCUUCGCAAGCGAGACGUUUCUCAUCGACUAUUUCUUCAUGUCGUUGGCCUUCCGCAAGUGCUGUGAUUUUCUACUCAAGCUACAAUUCAUCGUUACCUACAUCGCGCCGUGGCAAAUCACGUGGGGUUCAGCGUUCCACGCAUUCGCACAACCAUUCAGCGUGCCGCACUCGGCAAUGCUCUUCCUGCAGGCUGGCGUCUCAGCCAUACUCUCCACGCCGUUGAAUCCCUUUCUGGGCAGCGCCAUAUUCCUCACCUCGUAUGUGCGUCCCAUCAAGUUCUGGGAGCGCGACUACAACACGCGCCGCAUCGAUCAUUCCAAUACGCGUCUGAGCUCGCAGCUGGAGCGCAAUCUGGGCGCGGACGAUAACAAUUUGAACAGCAUUUUCUACGAGCAUUUAACGCGCUCGCUGCAGCACUCUCUCUGCGGCGACCUACUGAUGGGCCGCUGGGGCAACGUCAACCAAGGCGAUUGUUUUGUGCUCGCCUCGGACUACCUCAACUGCCUGGUGCACAUCAUCGAGUUGGGCAACGGGCUCUGCACCUUUCAGAUGCGCGGCUUGGAGUUUCGCGGCACUUACUGCCAGCAACGCGAAGUGGAGGCCAUAACCGAGGAUGUGGAGGAUAACGACGGCUGCUGCUGCUGCGAUCCGGGUCACUUGCCGCGCAUGCUCAGCGUGAACGCCAUGUUCUCCACGCGCUGGCUCGCUUGGCAAGUGGUCGCGGCGCAAUAUGUGCUCGAGGGCUAUUCGAUAUCGGAUAACUUGGCCAGCGCCACGUUGCAGGUCUUCGAGUAUCGCAAAGUGCUCAUCACCUAUUACAUUAAGAGCAUCAUUUAUUAUGUGAUCAAGAAUCCGAAGCUCGAGCAAUGGCUCGCCUCGGCGCCGAUACAGGAAGCGCUUCAGCACACACUCAGCAGACAGUUUGUGGAUCUCGAUCCCAUUUUCAACUACAAUCUCGAUGAGGAUUUCGAUUUCCGCGCAGUUGGCAUCACGCGCUCAAGCUUCUGCUAUGUAUACCUCAGCUGGAUCAACUAUUGCUUUGAUAAGCGGAAAGAGUGUCAGAAUGCUACAGCGUCACCGGCGAAUAAUAACGGCAGCAGCGCAACACAAGCGGCGCCGGCCGCCCAACAACCGCCACACACACCCAACACCAAUAACAAUAACAACAACAGCGCGUACAACGACUCGAAGAGCACGCCCAAUCUCUCCACCACCGCGACAACCACUACAAGCAAAUCACAGUCACAACAACAGUUGCGCACGCGUCCGCAGAAGAGCGCCACAAUGAGCGGCAGCACCACAACGAAUUCCUCGGAGCAUAUCGCCAUUUCGCCCUCAUUUGCCAACAUUUCGCGGCAGACGUCUGAGUCGGCGCCGGGUUUGAGUGGCGUAGGCGGUUGUUAUAUCUCCGCAAGUGCCGUGCAUGCGCCGCUUGACCACAGCUUUACGAACAGCGCGGCAACAGUGGGUGCCAGCAUCUCAGCGGCGGCCAAAAUGCCAACACUGGGCCAACAAAUGCGCGGCGGUAAGUCAGUGGGUGCUGGUGCCGCAGCAUUAAAAGCGCUGCGCAAAGAAGCCUCACCCACGGCUAGCGCAAACGCCACGAACGCGCCUAAUGGCGGCACAGAGCGUGCCGCUUCAGAAGAGACAAAUUGCGAGCGCCCGUUGCUGAAGUUGAAAGUUCCCAGUGUGACAAAGGAUUCACCGAUAGUCUCGCUCUGCCUGGCGCUGGGAUUGUUGGCGCGCCGUUCGUUGGCGAACGCUUCGCACAGCUCGCUGACGGGUGUAGAGUUCUUCUUGCACGGCUUACACCAGUUGUUUAAAGGCGAUUUUCGCAUACAGUCGCCGCGCGAUGAGUGGGUCUUCGCCGACAUGGAGCUGCUGCAUGCUGUUGUGGCGCCCGCCGUGAAGAUGGCGCUGAAGCUACAGCAAGAUCACAUCUCUAAUCCAGAUGAGUUUCACUAUCCGGAGGCGUUGUACGAGGCGAUCGAUACGUGCGCAAAUGAUUUGGUUAUAUCACACGAGGCGGAUCCUGUGUGGCGCAGUGCAGUGCUGAGAGGCGCGCCCAAUUUGCUCGCCUUGCGCCAUGUGAUGGAGGACGGUUCAGACGAGUAUCGCAUAAUCAGACUGACGAAACGUUUCCUCAGCUUCCGUGUGAUCAAGCUCAAUCGCGAGUGCGUGCGCGGCCUGUGGGCGGGGCAGCAGCAGGAGCUCAUCUAUUUGCGCAAUCGCAAUCCCGAACGCGGCAGCAUACAAAAUGCCAAACAGGCGCUACGCAACAUCAUCAAUUCAAGCUGUGAUCAACCCAUCGGUUACCCCAUAUACGUUUCGCCGCUCACCACUUCUUACGCGGACACCAAUGAGCAACUCUGUAAGGUCAUCGGCGGCGCCAUCACGUUGGAGUCGAUCAAAUCGAACGUGCUGGACUGGUGGCAUCGCAUACGCGAGCGCUGUCGUCAAGGCUGCAGCUCAGGCUCGGCGAUGGAAAGCUCUAACCUCGGCCUGGGCGUUACCGGCGGAAUGGGUAGUGCCACAGCGGGCAGCGGCGAGUCAGGCGGUGACAUUGCGCCCAUCUACAUCUCGGCGCCGCUCUACAACACGCUGACAGUAGGAAAUAUGUUCGGCUGUCGCCCGGUGCAUGGCGUCUCCGUACCAACCACCAUUGGCGCUACACUUGGCACGCAAUUUGGCAGCGAUGGCGCGGUGGUUACACCGUUAUGGCGUUGUCCUGUGGUAACGGCAAAGCCAGCGCUGCUCGCCGGCUUAUUGAAUCGUGAACGCGAACAGGAGCACGAACGCGAACGUGAACGCGAACAAUUACGCGGUGUCGGCAUACGUGUGUCGCAUUCGCUGUCGCGCGUGGAGCGCGAACGCCGUGUUACACUGCCUAUUGCAAGCACUAGCGGAAGCGCGAAUGCUGCAGAGGGGGGUUGUAAUGCGGCGCAAACAACGACGAAAUCUGCAGAAUCUGCGCGUCAAUUGGAGCCGCAUGCUGGCGUUGGCGGUGAGUUACAGCCGAGCAGCAGCAGUCCGCGGUAUACCAAAAUGUCCAGUUCGUCGGGCAGCAUCGGCAUUGGCAGCAUCAUAACGACGCCGGGCGACUAUCCGCGCAAAUCGAAGGGUCCAAUCAGUCUUACGGCGGCCGCAGCACUGGCCGCAAACGAACGUAGCGGCGUGCCCGAGAUGGGCGGCAAGUCGAGCAGCGCUGAUAUGGUGGCUUCUUUGGCGGCGGCGGGACACGUGCCGCGCAUCGGGCUGUACAAGAGGGUCGUCAUAAUCGAUAACUCCGAGAUUUUUAAUCGCAUCGAUGUCGGACAUCGCUUCAACAUGUUUUGGCCCACUGAAGAGAUGCGCGCCAAAGGUGGGCGCUCCGCGUGGAAGGAUUGGCUACCUUGUAUCGGAAUGGUCGGCUACGUAGUGCACUUCUGGAUGCCCGGGCAUCGCGAUCCGCUCUUCCGUUCGCCCUUCAACCGCGUCGUCUAUCUGGUGGCCAUGAAUGGUUACUAUGUGCCCGUCGGCGAAUUCGGCAUACGGGAAUACGAUGCGAUACGUGAUGGUGAUGAUGGACUCAGUGAAGAGGAGGAAAUGGCCACUGCUGCGGCGGGUGUCUUGGUCGCAAUGCGCGCGGUUAAUGCGCGACGAAGCUCCGUGCAACACGAGCUCCACGAAUUGGAUGAGCUACAGCUGCAGCAACGCGAACGUCUACGCGGCGAAGGAUUAACACCGAUACUGGGCAGCAGUCUCGAGUCACCGACCUCACAUUUGAUGGGCAGCAGCGUUCUAAGUGGCGUCGGCGUCGACGUCGACGUAGAUUCCUAUACGUACGACGACACAAAAGUCGAAGACCACGGGCCGCCGGUAGACGCUGUCGGCGAGCGGGCGAGCGUUAGUGGUACGAUGAUAAAGACGUUACCUGGUGCGAUCACAUGCGGCAAUGUGCAAAUGCGCGCAGUGAGCAGCAGCAGUUCCGAGGAUGAAGCCGAACUGCUCAACUACGAAAUGCAGCGACGCGAACAAUUCUUCAAUAUGUGGAAACUCAUGUCGGAGCACAAGGACGCCGAGCUCAAGCAAGCAGAGCAGGCGAAGCGUGAAGAACACGCGAAGGGGCUGAGUCCAGAACCUGCGGGGAGUGAACAGCCGGAAACAGACACUGCCGUAGCAGAGUGUGGAGGAGACGCGAGAUCGUCAGUUACGCCGAGUGAUGCCUCGGUGCGAAGGGAUGAUGCUGUCGGUGGACAGGAGUGUGAAAGGGGGGAAGUAGAAAUAAGCUCAGCUUGCGUAACACAGUUGGAACAGCAAACACUGCCAGAAAGCAGCGACGUUUAGCAGCUGCUGAGCAAACCGCACGGCAAUGUAGCGUUAAUACGGUACAUACUCACUCUAUUGAGCUGAGGGGGACUAUAUGAAAAAUGAAAAGUUGUUGAAUUUAAUAGCCGCCAAAGUGGCAAAAUCAAAAUGAACAAAUCAUGAAGCAGAAAGAGAAAACAACAAAAACAAGCACUCGUUUGUAAGAUUUACUAAAUAACUGUAAUUACAUGCAUACAUACAUAUAUAUUAUUGCUAAUUAGUGUUAAUUUGGAAUAUUUUAAGUUUUUGUAAUUAUGUAAGGUUGUUGUAAUCGUAAGCACAGAAUCAAAAAACAAACAAAAAAAGGAAAUGCAAGUAAAAACAGGUGAAAAUAAUAAUUGUAUAGAAAAUUAUGAUAAAGAGCAUAUUAAAAUAUAUCAAAAAUAAUGAAGGCGCAAAUUAAGUUAUAAUGCAUAGCAGAAAACAUACAUACAAAUGUACAUAUACGUAUCUAAGUGUAGCAUUCGUUAAGGGCAAGCAAAACAAAAAAAAAAAAAAUAAGGAAAAUUAAAAAUAAUUAUUAAUAAUAAUUAAUUCAUACCGAUUAAUAACGGAUACAUACUCAUUCCUAGAGCAAUUGCAAAUCUUCCUACUGUACCUACGUAAUAAGUAUAGCGCAUACAUACAUACAAAUACACAUACAAACACACAUACAUUUAUGCAUAGAACGCAUGCAUACACCGUUAUAUUUACACACACACACACACACACACACACACACACACAUAAACACAUUUUAACCGUAGCUGUGACGCCAAAAAUGCAUAGAACAAAGUAAAAAAUGCUUAAAAGCCAAACUUAAGUGCAUUAAAAUUAUUCACACACACACAUAUACACAUACACUUAUACACUUACAUCCAUUUAUAAAUUUUUUUUGUGUUUUAUAAGCGAGACACAUAAUUUAUUUUAAGCUAGUGUGAAAGAAAAAUUAUAUUAUAAUAAAAUUUAAAAAAGUUUUUUAUGGAAUAAAAAAUAUUUAUUUUUCAUAUUUUGUAUUUACAAUA
This is a messenger RNA of Zeugodacus cucurbitae (melon fly), 12449 nucleotides long. RefSeq names its product protein pecanex (gene pcx). Gene Ontology annotation, biological process: endoplasmic reticulum organization. The record is from RefSeq and is a predicted model, not a curated record. Gene Ontology annotation, cellular component: membrane; endoplasmic reticulum. Bases 856 to 11424 code for a protein of 3522 amino acids. Lineage: Eukaryota; Metazoa; Arthropoda; Insecta; Diptera; Tephritidae. The transcript is spliced from 11 exons.